Messenger RNA from Peniophora sp. CBMAI 1063, 747 nucleotides. The record is from the annotation of a GenBank genome assembly. NCBI's taxonomy places the organism in Eukaryota, Fungi, Basidiomycota, Agaricomycetes, Russulales, Peniophoraceae.
AUGCCCGCUAUUCGAAACGAACGACGUAAACCGCACGGACGAGAAAAUUUUGGUACUGGGAUCGGGGGCGGCGCUGCACCGCCCAGGCAACGACGCGCGCCUUCACCAGCUCCCAGCAUCGAUUCGGGGGUGUUGCAUCAAGACGAAGAUGGACAGCUGGAACUUGUCAAGGAUGCCCAACAGUCAUACGUGCAAAAUGUUAACAUGUCGACCGGACGCAUCAAGGUCAAGUGCAUGAAGUCUCACCCUGCAAUCAAGGGGUUCAUGGGAGCCCAUACUUCCCUUGACAGGUGCUAUGUUCCCUGGGUCAUAGCCAAUGCGCCCGAGAACAAACCUCGCACGAUCGUUCCAGGCUCGAUCGUCGUCACUAGGGCGGAUGACGAAGAGGAGGGUUUCGCUGACAAGUUUUGGUGCAUUUCUGUUACCGCAAUCAAGGAGGACGGCACAAUAGUCGGGCUCUAUUGGGAGUCCCUGAAGUGGACCAAAGCUGCCAUUAAGAAGGGUAUGGUUCAUGAACCGGAUGUCCUUCUGAAAGUCAUCAACGGCCUACCCAAAAAUACCAACAAGGAAAAAAUGCUCUUCGCGACCAACGAACAGGCUGUCAUUCCAGUCGGAAACAUUGUCGCCGCGUGUACCGAGCAGGAAUUCAGGUCGCUGUGGGGUAUGUCCAGUACCUACAGCUUCCAUAUUCGCCGAGAGAAUGGCUUGCGCGUCUACAAGGUCCUUCACGCUCCGAGUAAAAAGUGA